Molecule: messenger RNA, 711 nt
Organism: Penicillium salamii
Lineage: Eukaryota; Fungi; Ascomycota; Eurotiomycetes; Eurotiales; Aspergillaceae
Source: the annotation of a GenBank genome assembly
AUGACCAAGUCAACGAUCAAAGCCGUUUUCUUUGACUUCAUGGGAACGUGUCUGGACUGGCACAGCAGUGUAGUGCAGGCCUUGCCCUCUGCCAUCCCCGAGAGCGAAGCAUCCAGCCUAGCACUUGAAUGGCGGCGGCAAUACUUCCUCGAAAACAGCAGUCGGGUGAGUCAGAGGCUCAAUCCCGAGGAUAUCGACAUCACACUCGCCCGCAGCCUGGAGGUUGUUCUCGGGCGGUUCCCCGCACACUCGCCUCAUUUCGAUGAUCAGACCAAACUCCACCUCAUACAGGUCUGGCACUCCCAAAAGGCAUGGCCGGAAGUGUCUGACGCAAUCCAGAGUCUUCGGACCAGACUCGGGUUGGAAGUCUUUGUGCAUGCGAACGGGACAACCCGGCUCCAACUCGACCUGACCCGCUCCUCGGGCUUGGAAUUUGACCUGCUAUUUUCAAGUCAGCUCCUGGGUGCGUACAAACCAAACCAGGAGGCAUAUGUAAAAGCCCUGGAGCUAGUCAAACUCCCUGCAGAGGAGGUUGUACUGGUUGCGGCGCAUGCUUACGACUUGCGGGGUGCAAAGGCGUGUGGAUUGAGAACCGUAUAUGUUCAUCGGUGGACAGAUGAUCUCGAUGAGGAUAUGGAAGAGGUGAAAACGGAGUUUGAUGCAUUCUUAGAGAACAUGGAUGAUCUUGCUCUUGUUAUUGAAGCCCUUUGA